UGAUAUGAGCCAUGGUAGGAAAUUAGUUCAUGUAUCAGUUAGAUGUCAUUAUGACAGCAAGUAACAGAAAACUCAUCAUAGCUUAAAUAAAUAUGGGUACUCGUUCUCACAUAGCAAGGAGACUAGAGGCAUGGCUUCUAUGUUCCAUGCUGCAGCUCCAUCAUUACAUCAGGUGCUUUUUCUCCUGUUCCACCAUUUUUAACGUUACAGGAUGCCUUUUACACUUGCUGUCUUUCUAGAUGAUGACUUGGUCCAGGUAGGAAGAAGGCAGAAGGAAAGCGUUCUCAUUCUCAUAUCUUCACAUUUUUCUAGCAGACUUCCCCUCACAUCUCAUCAGCCAGAACCAAGUCAUACGUUGCUUUAAGAGUUAAAUGAGGGUCUGUCACGGACGACUUAGACCACUGAUGGUUAGCCCCUCCUGGGAUUGAAAUAGGGUUUUACCGUUCCAGAGAUCAAUAGCUUCUGCCUUCUACUUGAACAAAUCGUGCUUUAGUUAGCAGGGAAAAGGGGACCAUUGAGCAGUUAACGGACAAUGUGUGUUGCAAUAAAUAUUACCUGAAUAGAACCGGAUUUGUUAACAUGAACUAUUCAAGUCCCACGCUAGCCCCAAUUGUGUCUCUGCGUAUUUAUUUGUAUUUGUUCAGCAAAAUUAAAUGGGAGCAAUUUCUGUUUCUUUGAGGAUAAUUACGAACGCACAAAUUCCUGUAUAUUUUCAGUUACAGUGGGAAGAAAAAUAUGCAGUGUUGAAAAGAUGCAUUGUUUCUGUCAACUUAAGGUAGGUCUUGCUCUUAUCACUGCAGAGAAAAUUCAUAUGCAAUUAUGUUCUCUGUCCUUUCUUAGGCCUGAAAAGAUAAACAUGAAUUUAGAUUCCAUUCAUCGGUUAAUUGAGGAAACACACAUCUUCGGGAUGCAGCAGUCGGGGGCUAGAUCACCGUGCGACCUGGCGGCACCUGCCCCGUCCCCCGGGGGCCCCGGUAGCUCCUGUCCGUCUCCUCUCCGGCCGCAGUCUCUUGCCGCUCACAGUGGCCGUGUUCCCGCCUGGAGCACCAGCGAGUGGGAUCUCGGCGCCGAGCUCCGCCUGCGGGAGCUGGAGGAGGUCAAGGCCCGCGCCGCUCAGAUGGAGAAGACCAUGCGGUGGUGGUCGGACUGCACCGCUAACUGGCGAGAAAAGUGGAGUAAAGUUCGAGCCGAAAGGAACAGCGCCAGGGAGGAAGGCAGGCAACUCAGAAUCAAGUUAGACAUGGCCGUGAAGGAACUGAGCGCUCUGAAAAAGAAGCGGCCUUUGCCGCAUCCGGCGGAGGCCGCCCAGGACCGGAAGCUGCCCGAGUUCCCCGAAGCGGCCCGUCCACAGAGAGACCCAUUGCAAAUUGGUUCCGAAACGCGUGAGUCCAUCAGAGAGUGUUUGGGAAAAAGAGAAUUUCCCACCAAGGAGAACGCAAAUAGUAAGGAAGGAAGUUUGAUUAUUGACCCGUUAAAAUUAAGUGAGGAGGUGAAACUCAGUCUAGACUGUCCUGAUUUAUUCAAGAAUGGCGGUUCUGAAAAUUGUGCCGUGAGACCUGGAUUAAGACUGCAGGCAAUAAAUCUGCCUCUGGAGAAUGAAGUGCCUGAAAUUUCAGCUUUGCAGGGGCAUUUGGAUGAUUUCCAAAAAGUCUUAUGGAAAGAAAGGGAAAUGCGCUUAUCUUUGGAAAAAGAGAUAGAACGACUGGAGUCGGCUUUGUCUGUGUGGAAAUGGAAGUAUGAAGAACUGAAAGAAUCAAAUGCAAAAAGUCUGAAACAGUUUGACAUUCUUCAUGGUCAACAUAAAAAUGAAAUGGAAGAAGUAUCAGGACUUAGAAGGGAAGAAUCAAAAUCUCCAAACAGCAAUGACAGAGUGGUCUAUGAGUUAAGAGCAGAGCUAGAGAGAUUGCAGGCUGAACAUACGUCUGAGUGGGACAAAAGGGAGCUACUUGAAAAGGACAAACAAGGCCUGGAGAGAGAAAAUAGAAGACUGAAGGUCCGGGUGAAAGAAAUGGAAGAGCUCCUGCACAGGAGAAAUAGAUUCAGCGAAAGCUCCGAAGGUCCUGAUUUCAAGACAUCAGGAGUUGAACUCCAGGAGAAACACAAGGACAGAGAAUAAGGUAAAAGAACUUGAUGGAAAGGAAAGGAAAGGAAAAGUGGGGUUUGCGACCACCAUGAAGUGAUGAAA
Molecule: messenger RNA, 2185 nt
Organism: Odocoileus virginianus texanus
Lineage: Eukaryota; Metazoa; Chordata; Mammalia; Artiodactyla; Cervidae
Source: RefSeq, a predicted model, not a curated record